This is a messenger RNA of Hyalella azteca, 2938 nucleotides long. RefSeq names its product transient receptor potential channel pyrexia. The coding region runs from base 452 to 2734 and encodes 760 amino acids. Lineage: Eukaryota; Metazoa; Arthropoda; Malacostraca; Amphipoda; Hyalellidae. Gene Ontology annotation, biological process: monoatomic ion transport; transmembrane transport. The record is from RefSeq and is a predicted model, not a curated record. The transcript is spliced from 5 exons. Gene Ontology annotation, molecular function: monoatomic ion channel activity; protein binding. Gene Ontology annotation, cellular component: membrane.
AGGACAUAGACGUAGACGUAGUGACUUCAGAAGAUAUAGGUAGACAUAGACGUAGUGAUUACAGAAGACAUAGGUAGACAUAGACGUAGUGACUACAGAAGACAGAAGUCGCUGGCGAGGUGCGAGCUUUGUCAUUGUCGAGGGCACUCGAGCUUGGUGAUCUGCAUCGGCAAUUGAUCAAGUGUAUCAAGUGGCACUCUGGUGGAUUGCGUCGAGUUAUAUUCGGUUAGGUGAAAGAUUUAGAUACUUUGUGAAGUCACUAGGACACGUUAACUGCAUAUCACAUGUUAAAAGAAAGACAAUCAAUAAAUUUUUUAAUGAACAAUGAUAGUACAAGUAUAAUAACGCAAACGUCGGCUUGGACACCGCAUCACCGAGACAAGAAAGCAAAAAUUGACUCGCUUCCAAAUUAUUUGACUAUUGUCAGGUAACUCGACUAAUCAAGCAGAGGAUGGAGCUGCCGUACAAGAGCCCCGCGCGGCGCAAGAAGAGCACAGUCACGCCGCCACAGUUUGCCUUCAUCUCAGAGGUCGAGGAAACUUCUGCGACCACCCGGCAAACCUGGGUCGACGGGGACUUCAGUGAGGGGCUGUCGGGCGCUGGAGGCUCGCGCAGGAGCGAAAUUCCAGACGCGGUGAUCAUCUUUCGAGCGGUGGACACGCAAAGCCUGGAAGUGCUGCACACACUUCUGGACAAUAGGCCGGAGUUCGCAAACUGCCACGGCGGUAUGUUCCACAUGACGCCUCUGCACUGCGCCGUUGAAAACGGCUGGCUCGAAGGCGUUCUCAUGCUCGUAGAAAAAGGAGCAUCGGUGACUUCGCGUAAUCAAUACGGCCAAACUCCGCUCCAUUACGCAGCAGCGCGAGGUAAAUAUGUAAUACUCGAAGAACUCUUGAAGAGAGGGAACGUAAAUUUGAUUGACGCUCAAGACCUUCGAGGAGUGACGGCACUCCAUGACGCGGCCACAAUGGGGUCCCGACGGGCAGUGGAGGUCCUGCUCGAGUAUGGCUCCAACUGCACUGUUACAGAUUCCAACGGCCAGACGGCCCUACAUAAAGCAACCAAGGCGGGUUCGGUGGAAUGCGCCGCGGUGCUUAUGAAGGCCGGUGCAGAUCUACUUCAAAAAGACGACAGAGGCGUCACGCCCAAAAGAUACUUGAGGGAACACCCUGAGUAUUUGGAAACUUUGCUCGAUAUGGGCAUCAUCACAAGCCCUAACCGGCAGUCUGGCUUCCCUUUGACUUUCGACUUUUCUCUGUUAGUUGCGCCGUACGGGAUACAGCAAUGUCGGCUGCUUGAGAACUUUGCAAAGACCGACUCCAAUUAUCUGCUGGCUCAUCCACUUGUGCAUAUACUGCUUCUGGUCAAGUGGAGGAAAACAAGAUUAAUUUUCAUGGGCUACUUAUUAUUUUUUACUGUGUUUGCAGCCCUGACUUACACACUUAUGUUCGACCGCUUUAUUUGGUCAAAGUGUACACUGAACAACCAUACAGCCUACAACCAAAGAGCAAACAGCCGAAGAACCAACAACUUUACAGCAAACGACCUCAAACUGCCCCUCAAAUGUGAGACCAUCGAUGAUGUGCUCGGAGUGAAGAUAACGAUGAUCUUUCAAAUGUUGAUCUUCACUGUAGGCCAAGUCAACCGGCUGCGCAAGAAUGCGAUGAGUUGCAUGAAGUCGCUGACAUGGUGGCUCUUGCUGACCAUCAUCAUACUCUGCACCGUCAUCAUCGUCCAAUCAUGGGCGAGUCCACAAGAGAGUAUGUGGUGGGAGCAUCACGUCGCAACAUUCAUCAUCAUGCUCGAAGGAACUCAGAUCCUGCACUUACUCAGCAAGUUUCCUUCCUACGGCAUUUAUUGGCUCAUGUUCAUCAGAGUGGCAGAGAUGUUCCUGCGGGUCUUCUUCAUUUACUUAUGCCUACUACUCACCUUCACAACCACCUUCUACCUCGCGCUACACGACUUGGACAAAACCACGAUAUUCGGUAACUUCGGCCUCACGUUCCUCAAGAGCUUGACGAUGAUGGUGGGUGAACUAGACCUGUCAGAUAUGAAGGACAGCUUGGAGCGACUCCCUGUCACCUCGCACAUUAUACUCAUACUCUUCAUCUUGCUUAUAUCCAUCAUCCUCGCUAACCUGCUUGUUGCUCUCGCAGUCUCCGACAUCAAUGGACUACGCUCUAUUGCCCACCUAAUGCGACUCGCCAGUAUGGUGGAAGCGAUCGUGAGCAUCGAGCAGUUGUGGGACUGUCCGGUGCUCAGAUAUCUCGCCCAGAUCUGCUACUUGCCUACGCAGAAUAUUCAGUUCCGCUUGUGGCCACGCACGGACCAACGCCAUCCCAAGAUCGUCGUAAAGUUGAGCGAAUCAGCGAUCCGCAAGCCUUCGUUGACGCGGUAUACGACAGACAAGUCAACUUCGUGGUUCGUGUGCUGCUUGAACAAACUUCGAUCCAACCAAUACAGCGUGCAGAUCUCAACAUGCAUCUUGGAAAACCUCCUGGACCGUCUCGACGUCAAAGAAGGUAACGGCAACAGCAGACUAUCCGUGAAGUUCAGAUGCCUCGGCCCAUCCUCAGGAGGACGCAAAAUCUCGGCCGCGGAGCUUGUCUCACGACGUCGCCACACGCUAUGCAAAUCAGGACCGUUGCAGAGGAACAACUUGUCUAGGAGAAUCCGCGCGCCCAGCAGGAAAAAGAAGAAGUUUGAUGUUGAGCCGCACCCAGAGCGAUUUUAGUCCAUGAUGCGAGGUUUGAGAAGAGGAUUGGUACUUAACCACGACAGGAUUUACGUAUUAUCGUAAGAAUACGAACUAGGGGUAGAAAAGAACGAAUCUUAUUUAUUGCUUAUAUUUAAUAUUAUCUUAUCCAUUUUAGAUAUAAGUAGAUAGACUAUAAAAAAUAAAUAAGAAAACCCCUAUAUCUUGAAUUAAAAAAUAAAA